AUGAGUAUAGAGCUGAACGAGCAAGUCCUCGCGCUUUCGCUCGGAGGUUCAGGUCUUUGCGUGGUGGCUUGCGCUGCGGUCUGCUGCUGUCGCGACUUCGUCCGUCGAAGCCGCCUGCGGGAGCUUGCCGCAGAGCCUGCUGAGGAAAGGGCCGAGCCCGCAGAUCAAGGCCUCACCCGAGUCCUGAUCACGGGCUAUCAGGCUCCGAUCCGCCGUCUGGACCCCUUUGCUUUCCGGAAGACCAAACCCAAGGGGAACAACGUGCAGGCCAACUACGACAAGGUAACAUCUUCCGGAGAAGACCAGGUGGAUCGCCUGGUUCGCGCCUACGGCUCGCUGGCCGCUGAAAUCGAUCCCGAGGAUCGUCUGAGGCUGCUGCAGCCUAGGGAGAGGAAGGACUCGAAGCCUCAGUCCAUAGCGAAGGGUGCUCGAAGCUUGGAAGUAGAGCAUGGAGAAGCUCCUUCCCGCCAGCCGCCCAGACCGCCGCAGCCGGAGCCUAAGACGUCCUCCACACCCUCCAGGCCCUCUGCAUGGAGGGUCAGGGCCGAAGGCCAACAGACGGCGUCCAAAGCAUCUCAGGCGGCAUCCCACGCCCUCCAGCCGCUCCAGCCUCAAGCAAAAGAGGAGGCUACAGAGGAUCGGAUUCCACCCCAAGUGCUGGGCAGGCCGAGGGAGGCAGCGGCCACAAGCCUGGACACUGUCUCGGAAAUCCUUCGGCACAUUGAGCUUCCAGCCCCAGCCCCGCCCGCGGCAGCCCCACCAGUGAAGCCGACAGCCCCUCAGCCUGAGACCCUGGAAAGCGACGAAUCAGCCGCGGAAAGCGACGAAGCUACAGCUGUGCGGUUGCGGGAGGACAAGUUUGAUGCACUGGAUGCCGAGCUAAACGAACAGCUAAACCAGUCUGUUGGUUUGGCCCUAGAGUCAAGGACACUGCACAAGUCAGUCGCUGGGCUGCCCAGAAGCGGUAGCCAUGGAACCCCAACAGGUUCAAAAAAGUCGAAGGCCAAAGGCCGCAGCAAAAAAGCUGCAGCACCAGAAGCGACCCGAAGCUGA
This is a messenger RNA of Symbiodinium sp. CCMP2456, 1053 nucleotides long. The record is from the annotation of a GenBank genome assembly. NCBI's taxonomy places the organism in Eukaryota, Dinophyceae, Suessiales, Symbiodiniaceae.